AUGACAUCCAUUGAUAUCCCUACAUCAUAUGAGACCUUUAAUCUCACACACCUUCGGAUUUCCCACUAUCCUUCUGGAGCCCCGGAGGCAACUCCGGUGGUGAUCUUCACCUUGGAUAGACCGGAAAAGCACAAUGCUUUCACACCGCAGAUGGCCGAUAGCCUCACUCAGGCAUACAAAUUGGUUCAUGUUGACCCACGUGUAAAGGUAGUUGUACUCACUGGGGCAGGAAGGAUGUUUUGUGCUGGAUCAGAUCUUGAUAUUGGAUUCGGCAACGGACAAGGAAGAGCUGUUGACUUCCGGGAUAUUGGCGGCCGAGUUGCACUGGCAAUGCAUCGAUGCCACAAGCCUACUAUUGUCGCUAUGAAUGGGUCUGCUGUCGGUGUUGGCAUGACAAUGACCCUACCAGCUGCUGUUCGGAUCUGCCAUGCAAAGAGCAAGUACGGAUUCGUUUUCACCCGACGCGGCUUGACCAUCGAAUCCUGCGCAUCAUAUUUCUUGCCACGUCUAGUCGGCUUUUCGCGUGCCAUGCAGCUGAUCACCUCCGGUGGCGUCUUCCCCCCUACCUCCCAGCAUUUCGGCGAUCUUUUCACGGAAAUCCUCUCCGAUGCGGGGAAAAUCCUCCCGCGCGGGCUAGAGCUGGCCCAGGAGGUUGCGGAGAAUGUAAGCCCAUUGGCCUCUUCCAUGAGUCGUGCCUUGAUGUGGGAAGGCGCCGAAUCACCCGAAGCCGCACAUCUACUGGAGUCGCGGGUGUUUCAUCAUAUGAUUGGCCAGCGAGACUAUCAGGAGGGGGUUCGUUCGUUUCUCGAGAAGCGCAAGCCUUGCUUUGAGUCGGACUUGCGAGAGAUAAGUUCUCCGAAUUAUCCAUGGUGGCCAGAGGUCGAUAUUACCCGGGAGGCGUGUAUUUCCAAGCACAAGUUGUGA
This is a messenger RNA of Penicillium pulvis, 924 nucleotides long. Its product is annotated as Enoyl-CoA hydratase AKT3-1. The coding region runs from base 1 to 924 and encodes 307 amino acids. The transcript has 4 exons. Lineage: Eukaryota; Fungi; Ascomycota; Eurotiomycetes; Eurotiales; Aspergillaceae. The record is from RefSeq and is a predicted model, not a curated record.